AUGGAUAAUUUUAAUACUACUACUACUACUACUACUACCACUACUACUACUACAACUACAAUUAGAACCAACACAACUACUACGAAUGCGGCAGUAGCGGUGGCCAACACUACAGAUGCGCCCAAUGCGAUCCUUGUUUCUUCUGCUGUAACUGCUGCUGCUGCUGUUGCCAGUAAUUCCGCGUUUCGCAACGAAUUACGCACAGCGUCGAAUUCGCCAUGCGAUACAGAGGCAAAGGCAGACGACAGUGGCGGCGUGCAGGAUUGCAGGGACGGUAGCGUACUGGCAAGGGAUAGACUAGACUGUUCGAAUAUAAUGGAUAUAGAUAUUACAUUGACUACAGCUAACGGUAGUGAUCCUCCUGCUGCUGUUGUAGCCGGCAGCCAAAACUCGAUCGCUGAGAACUGA
Messenger RNA from Anopheles merus, 408 nucleotides. Its product is annotated as bypass of stop codon protein 1-like. The record is from RefSeq and is a predicted model, not a curated record. The coding region runs from base 1 to 408 and encodes 135 amino acids. The transcript has a single exon. NCBI's taxonomy places the organism in Eukaryota, Metazoa, Arthropoda, Insecta, Diptera, Culicidae.